UAUAUUACUGAUAUUACUACAUUAAUUUAAACUUAAUAUAUAUAAUAACAAAAAACGUAAACGUUAGAUUUUAGAAAAUAAUUAUAGUCUAUAGAAAAAAAUGUAUUCAAUAUAAUUUGGUUGUGAUUCUUGUGAAUAAUAGUGAUAUUUUUGUGAUUUAUAAAAUUAUUUCUAUCAUGUCGUGAGUAAAUCUAAAAAAUUGGAAAAAUAUAAAGGACGUACGAUUACUGGUUUGCUUUCCGGGAAGAGGAGGAGCGAAGGAAGAUGUCGAACGACGAGGAGAAGCCGUUCGCGGUGGAGAGGGCGAAAAGCGGGCGGGCCAAAUGCAAGAAGUGCAAAUGUCCGAUAGAAAAGGACACGGUGAGGAUCGCGAAAUUGGUCGCGAAUCCGUUCACGGAUGGCAAGAUGAAAGCGUGGCAUCACUUGACCUGCCUGUUCGAGGUGUUUGCCAAACAGAGGGCCACUACCAAGAGGAUAGACGAUCCCGCGGAGGACGUGAGCGGGUGGGAAGAUCUGAGCAAGGAGGACAAGGCGAUCGUGCUUCGUAUGAUCGAAGAGUUCGAAAAGGAUUCGAAAAAUCACACUCCUAAGGGAAAAGGGGUGGAGGCAAGAAAGCGCAAAAGUGAGAUUGGCGCGGAAUCCGAUCCUUCUCCGAGCAAAAAAACGAAGAAGAAGGAGAAAGAGAAGGAGAAGAAGGAGAAGGAGAAGAAGGAGAAGGAAAAGGAUUCGAGCGAGGAGGAAGGAACGGAUAGCUCCUCGGCGACCAGGAGUCCGGAGAAAAGGACAACGAGAGACGAUUCGUUCGAAGAAUUUCGACGGGUUUGCAACGAUGUGGCAAGAGUGGACGCGUACACCGAGAAAACGGCCGUCGUGAAAAGGAUGUUCAGCAAAGGGUCCGAAGGUGACGGUUUUAAAAGCGACGUGAAGCUGUGGUGCAGAAUGUUGCUUCCCGGGGCCGUGAAGAGGGUGUACAACUUGCAAAGCAAACAAUUGAUCAAGCUGUUUUCUCGUAUACUGCUCGAGGACGAGGACGAGAUGCUGGAACAUCUCGAACGAGGAGACGUAGCUGAAACCAUCCGAUCCUUUUUCGAGAAAAGCGUCGCUCGAAAACCAGCUGAAAACAGCGUACUUACCAUUCAACAGGUGGAUGAAUUUCUACAAGAGUUGUCGUUUUUAACCAAAGAGGAGGAGCAAGUUAGCCACUUUUGUUCCAUCAUCCCCAGAUGCACUCUGGACGAUCUAAAGAUGAUAAUCCGGCUGAUCAAGCAUGAUUUAAGGAUAAAUGCUGGUCCGAAACAUAUUUUGGCCGCGGUGCACGAAGAUGCUUACGAGGCUUUCCAAACAUCCAGGGAUUUGAACAGCGUUAUCGAACGGUGUUUGCAACGACCGUCGAAAUCAAAAAAGGAAGAAUCGAAUUCUUCCAAUGUCAAGGUUACGCUUUCGCUGAUGACACCUGUUUUACCUAUGCUGGCAGAAGCUUGCAAGUCCGUGGAAAUGGCGAUGAAGAAAUGUCCAAAUGGAAUGCUGGCCGAAGUGAAAUAUGAUGGAGAACGUGUUCAAGUGCAUAAGAAAGGGAACGAAUUUCGAUACUUUAGCAGAUCCUUGAAACCAGUGCUUCCUCAUAAAGUGAAUCUCUUCAAGAAUUAUAUUCCACAAGCUUUUCCAGACGGCGAUGAUCUGAUUUUAGAUUCUGAGAUCCUCAUGAUCGAUGCCAAUACUGGACAACCGUUGCCCUUUGGUACCUUAGGCAUUCAUAAGAAAGCUGAAUUCAAAGAUGCAAAUGCCUGUUUGUUCGUUUUCGAUUGCAUUUAUUACAACGGAGAUGUUUUGUUGCACAAAUCUAUGAUGAAACGAAGACAAAUAUUAACGGAGAGAAUGACAGAGAUACCAAACAGAAUAAUGCUCUCGGAAACGAAGGAAGUCCAUAAUUCCCAAGAUUUAGCAGAAAUGAUCGCCAGGAUUCUUAAAAUGGGUCUUGAAGGCUUGGUCCUCAAAGAUAUUCACAGCAAAUAUGAACCGGGUAAAAGGCACUGGUUGAAGGUAAAAAAGGAUUAUUUGUACGACGGUGCAAUGGCCGAUAGUGCAGAUCUCGUUGUGCUUGGCGCAUGGUACGGUACGGGGAACAAAGGAGGUAUGAUGUCUGUAUUCCUCAUGGGUUGCUACGAUGAAGAUCGUGGCAACUGGGUAACGGUGACCAAAGUACACACUGGUCACGACGAUGCAACCCUGGCAAGUCUUCAGGACGAACUCGAUAUGAUAAAGAUAGGCAAGGAUCCAACUAAAGUACCACGUUGGCUACGUGCUAAUAAACCAAUGAUUCCCGACUUUGUUGCAAAGGAUCCGAAGAAACAACCGGUGUGGGAAAUAACGGGGGCAGAGUUCACCAAUCAGGGUGUUCACACAGCUGACGGUAUUAGUAUCAGAUUUCCACGUGUAACGCGCAUUCGUCGAGAUAAAGAUUGGUCUUCUGCCAUCACUUUAAACGAAUUGCGAAAUCUUUUCAAAAAGAAUUCCGAGUCGAUAGAUUUUACUCUUCUUUUGCCUUCAACUUCUAAGAAAGAAAUUGAUAAAACGAGAACGAGCGAAAAAGAUUCAUCUUUUUUGAACACAAAAGCGAAACGCGAAGAUGAAAGAUCAAAGUCUCCAACAAGGAAAAAUAAGGAUUCAAAAACGAUUAAAACACCUUCUCCAAAGAAAUCUCCCGCAAAGCCAGUCAAUUCUCCUCGUACACGAUCUAGAUCUAACGAAAGAAAUAAGGAUCAAAGAAGGCACGAUGGUGCAAAAAAAAAUAUUUUCAACGAACGGGAUACGGAGGCAGCGUAUUAUGCUUUUGUAGAUAAGGAUUUCAUCGAGUAUUCCGCUGCAGGAGUCCCGUUAAAUUGGAUCGAAGGACGAAAACCCAAGGAUGGUCUUCCGUCGGAUGCAAAAUCGUUGCAUAAUUUAACGAGCAACGAAUUGAAAUCUAAAAGCGUUUUAAAGGGUGCACCGAUCAGCUUGGCGCCAAACUUUAAGAAAAGCAAGCAACGAGAUUAUGUUCGCAACAUGCUCAAGACUCUUGGGGCCAAGGUGUUGAACGACGAAGACAAAUCUACGGCCACGUAUAUGAUUCAUCCUUGUAAGGAAAUCCUAUCGUCCGCUGUUCACGAAUUCGAAGAUGUUCCAAAGACGGUAAGGCACGUGAACGUCUCUUGGGUAGAGGCGGUCGCCACUACUUUGGAAAUUCAAGGGACGGAAGAGCACGCGGUGGAACUGGCCCAGAAUUAUUGUUCCUGUCCCUGUUCUCAUCGAUGACUAUCUUUACAUAAAAUGGAAUAAUGCAGAAUUCAUUGGGAAGAAAUAUUCGAGGAGAAUUUUGUACUUACCUUUUCCUUGCAUCCCAGUAUGUUGUCCUUGAAAUCGAGUCUUCGAAACUCGACUGCUUUAAUGAAGGAAAAUGUAGAAAAUUGUAAAUUGUACAUUCUAUAUUUAUUUCGCUACUGAAUAUUCGUAGCAAGAUAUAUUCGGAAAAUAAAGAGAUCGAUCGUAUACAGA
Apis laboriosa (Himalayan honeybee) is the source of this 3531-nucleotide messenger RNA. It is a transcript of the gene DNAlig3, whose product is annotated as DNA ligase 3. The coding region runs from base 265 to 3291 and encodes 1008 amino acids. Gene Ontology annotation, cellular component: DNA ligase III-XRCC1 complex. The transcript has 20 exons. The record is from RefSeq and is a predicted model, not a curated record. NCBI's taxonomy places the organism in Eukaryota, Metazoa, Arthropoda, Insecta, Hymenoptera, Apidae. Gene Ontology annotation, molecular function: DNA ligase (ATP) activity; ATP binding; DNA binding. Gene Ontology annotation, biological process: DNA recombination; lagging strand elongation; mitochondrial DNA repair.